CUCUUAGAUCAUGAUAAGAAGCGGGAGGCAAACUUGUUUGUCUUUCUCAGCAGAGUUUUUGGCAGGGGAGGACAUCAAUCUCUGGUUUAAUAAAUGGAGAUGACAAAGGAUGAAUUCAAGGAGGUGGACUGGAACCAGAUUUACGAGGAUGAGACCCCACCUGCACUGGACUUGGAGACGGCACUGGAGGAAUGUAACCUCGCCCUCCAUCUGUUUCUGAACAACAGGUUCGCCGAUGCUUUGGCUUCAUUAGAACCUCGGAAGAGUCAAAGCAUGUAUCAUGCUAUGGGCUACAGCAGUAUCUUACUGAUGCAGGCUGCUAUGACCUUUGACCCCAAGGACAUGGACGUUGCCAUGACAUCGAUGAAGGAGGCUCUGCACACCUGUCAGAGAUUUCGGAGGAAAACUGGAAUAAUGGAGAGCUUGGCCAAUUUUUGGCAUGGACAACCUGAGGACAAUUUGACAGAGGAGGAGAUGCACGCUGAGCUAUGCUACGCUGAGGUCCUGAUGCAGAAGGCGGGGCUCACUUUCCUGGAUGAAAGCAUAAUCAGUUUCAUCAAAGGAGGGAUGGGAAUGAGGAACAGUUAUCUGAUUUACAAGAAUUGUCAGGACAUGGAAAAUGCUAUGGAAGCGGCAGAAAAAGAGAAGAGCACACACAUUCAUUUUCGAGGCGGUGUAAACAUGGGCAUUGGAUCAUUCAACCUGAUACUGUCCAUGCUACCAUCCAGAGUCCUCAGACUCAUGGAGUUUCUGGGCUUCUCUGGAGACAGGGAGCUGGGUUUGGCGCAGCUGAGAGAAGGGGCGGCAAGCAACAGCCUGCGUUCCAUCCUCAGCACCUUGACUCUGCUCAUGUUUCACCUCUAUAUGAGUGUGAUUCUUGGUACUGGUGAAGGAAACCUUCCUGAGGCUGAGGCUCUGCUUAAACCGUAUGCUGAGAAGUUUCCAAAUGGAGCCCUGAUGCUCUUCUACACCGCCAGAAUCGCCGUGCUUAAAGGGAACUUCACAUUCGCUCAGGAGAAGUUCCUGGCAUGCAUAGCAACGCAGGAAGAGUGGCGUCAGAUUCACCACCUGUGCUACUGGGAGCUGAUGUGGGCAUACUCUUUUGAACAAAACUGGGUCGAGGCGUAUCGAUACGCCGACCUGCUCUGCAAGGAGAACAAGUGGUCCAAGGCCACAUAUGUGUUUCAGAAAGCAGCUAUCUUAAGCAUGCUUCCAGAGGAAGAAGUGGACAAGCUGGGAGAAAAUGUAGUGGAACUGUUCAGGCAGGUGGAAGGGCUCAGAUUAAGAAUCGCAGGAAAAUCGAUUCCCACCGAGAAGUUCGCCGCAAAGAAGGCCCAGAGAUACUCCUCCCCGACCCCUCUGAAGCUUGUGGUCCCUGCUUUGGAAAUGAUGUAUGUGUGGAACGGCUUCACAGUAGUCGGGAAAAGGCCAGAGCUGACCGAGAACAUCUUGUCGACACUGGAGAAAGCAGAAGAGAAUCUCAGGAACGAUUCAGCGCCGACAGAUUACCACAUGGAUGACCUGUGUGUGGUGCAGCUGCUGAAGGGGCUGUGUUUAACGCAGCUGGGACGCCUGGUUCAGGCUGAGAUCUGCUUCAAUUUCGUCAUCUCCAGUGAGAAGGAAAUAAAGCACGAAACCUAUCUGGUACCAUUUACCAUGUAUGAGCUGGGUUUGCUGCACAAGCUGAAAGGUGACAUUAAUAAGGCCAUCACAGUCAUUGAAAAUGCAAAGAACAACUACAGGGACUACAGCAUGGAGUCCAGGCUGCACUUCCGCAUCCAUGCGACCCUCAACACCAUGGGCUCGUUCGAAGCCAAACUUCCUCCUUCACGUACGCCGGCUUGAAAGAUUGGAAGAUGGGCAGAGCUCAUACCUAAAACUGUACUCCAAAUCAUCUCCAAGUCAACUCUGAAUCCACACCCACUUAUUUUAGAGUUGCACCUCUGUGUUAUUUACAAAUAUUUGGAUGUAAAAAUGUCACUGAGUAAUGCUGAUGUAUAAUAUCUACAAUAUAAACAGCAUGAACUUCAAAUAGAAACAGAUAGUUCAAAUUUUUAUCAUUUUGGUUUUAAUUUUUGCAAAUUAAAAUUAAAUUCUGACUUCUUUAAGGAAGUAAACACCAAUGUAUUUAUAUAAGACACCAAAUUUGUUUUUAGGUUAUACACCAGGAGCUUAAAAAUCACAAUCUGUGAAUAAAUGUGGAGCUAUUGAUAAACAGAAUGAAGCUUUUCAUCUCUAAAGAGCUUUAUCUCUUUGCCUUUCUUCCUCAGCAGACUCCUGUCUUGUUGUCUCCUGUAGCUCUGACCAAAGCCAGACUAAUUUAAAUAUUAAACA
This is a messenger RNA of Cyprinodon variegatus (sheepshead minnow), 2334 nucleotides long. RefSeq names its product tetratricopeptide repeat protein 39B-like. Lineage: Eukaryota; Metazoa; Chordata; Actinopteri; Cyprinodontiformes; Cyprinodontidae. Gene Ontology annotation, molecular function: protein binding. The record is from RefSeq and is a predicted model, not a curated record. The transcript is spliced from 17 exons. The coding region runs from base 94 to 1845 and encodes 583 amino acids.